Molecule: messenger RNA, 831 nt
Organism: Teleopsis dalmanni
Lineage: Eukaryota; Metazoa; Arthropoda; Insecta; Diptera; Diopsidae
Gene: Jhbp5
Product: protein takeout
Exons: 3
Coding region: 21-797 (258 amino acids)
Source: RefSeq, a predicted model, not a curated record
AUAACUUUAAACCGAGCAAAAUGUAUUACAGCAAAGGACAUUUUACUUUACUUCUAUUAUUAGUCCUGCAACAACUGGUAUUUGCAGUACCCUACUAUGAUAAAAUGUAUACGAAAUUGCCUUCCUUCAUAAAAGUAUGUCAUCGCAGCGAUCCACAGUUGAAUAUGUGUGCACGAAAUUCACUAAAUGAUUUAAAGGAACGAUUUAUUGUUGGUAUCCCCGAACUCUUUAUACCACCCAUUGAACCUUUAGUUAUACCAGAAGUUAAAAUGGAUCAAGAUUCGGGUGCUAUAUAUUUACAUUCUACUUUUAAAAAUGUUAAAAUAACUGGUCUAUCAAACUUCACAUUAAAUGAUAUAACUAUUGAGCCAAAAAAAUUAAAAUUCUCUUUAAGCACAAGUUUUCUAAAACUUUCCCUCAACUCUUUAUACAUAAUGAAAGGAAAAAUUAUGAUGAUGCCACUUGUUGGACAAGGCGGUUGUCAAGCUAACUUGACUGACGUGGAACUCAAAACGGUGAUUAUUGGACAAAAGUAUAAAAAGAACGGUGUCACAUAUAUUAAGGUAAAAGAUAUAAAUCUUAAAUAUGAGUUGGGUAAAGCUGAAAUGCAUUUGGAAAAUCUAUUUAAUGGUGAUAAUGCUUUGGGUGAACGUAUGAAUUCUUUUCUUAAUGAAAAUUGGGAAUCACUUUCGGACGAAGUACGACCUUUGUUGGAAAAUGCAAUGAUUGAAGUAAUACGCUCUUCGACGGAUAAAAUUUUCGAUGCUUAUAGUUAUGAUGAUUUAUUACCUGAGUAAAUUAUUAAAGAUUAUAAAAAUGUAUAAAAUAAAA